This is a messenger RNA of Phascolarctos cinereus (koala), 1877 nucleotides long. RefSeq names its product transmembrane protein 230 (gene TMEM230). NCBI's taxonomy places the organism in Eukaryota, Metazoa, Chordata, Mammalia, Diprotodontia, Phascolarctidae. The record is from RefSeq and is a predicted model, not a curated record. Gene Ontology annotation, cellular component: synaptic vesicle; endomembrane system. Gene Ontology annotation, biological process: synaptic vesicle transport.
GGAGGCGAAGAUCCAGAAGCCCCCGCGAGCUGGGGGAGAGGAAGUUAGGCUGUGAGGGAAGCAUCCCGUUUCCUGCCGGCUUGCGGUCGGUCGUUCAUUCCUUGUCCGUUGGCUGUAGCGUUCGCUGGCUGCUUGGACGUGUUCUGCCGGGCCUGAGGAAAGAGAGAUGGGCCUGGGCCGGAGAUUCUAGCUGAGAAAGCAGUCUCUUUGUUAUGAUGCCAUCCCGUAAUAAUGUAACUACUGGGAUCCCCAGUAGUAAAGUGAAAUACUCCAAGCUUUCUAGCACAGAUGAAGGCUACAUUGACCUUCAGUUUAAGAAGAGUCCUCCCAAAAUCCCUUACAAGGCUAUAGCACUUGCCAUAGUGCUAUUUAUGAUUGGCACCUUUCUCAUUGUCAUAGGUGCUCUGCUAUUAGCUGGCUAUAUCACCAAAGGGGGAGCAGACCGAGCCAUUCCUGUUCUGAUAAUUGGGAUUCUGGUAUUCCUGCCAGGAUUCUACCACUUGCGCAUUGCCUACUAUGCUUCCAAAGGCUACAAAGGCUACUCUUACGAUGACAUUCCGGAUUUUGAUGACUAGAGUCUCCUUUGAUCCAGAAGAAAACAAUUGCUGUUGGGAAUAAGCUUAGCACUGAAAAGCUGAACCCAUGGAAAUUUAAAUACCAGUGGGUCAGAGAAUUCUCUGUUUCUGCAGUUAUUUUAGCAAGGUCCUUGCUGGGCUCUCUGGGGUCAUCCCAAAUAUGUUAACUGAGCUGGCAGUUAGAGAAAUAAUAAGACAUCUUUUUCUUUACCUCCUGUUCUGAGCUAAGAUUUUUGAAGAGUUAGCUUUUCCAUACACGCACACAUAUAUAAGCAGUUGUGGAAAUAAUAGAAUCACUCAAAAAAAAUUUUUUUUGUAAGACAUGCCCUUUUUAGUCUGAGGUUCAUCACCAGGUUGGCUUCAUGGUGAUGAAUUUUUCUACUGCAGCUGCUUUCAGAGACUAUCUGCAGUUAUAGAGAAGUAGUAACUAGAUCUCUCUAUCUGAAUAUGUGAAUAUAUACAUAUAUGUGUGUAUAUGUAUGUAUAUAUACACAUACAAACAUACACAGUAAUAGGAAUUUGGUGAGGAAGUGGCCAAAUAAUGGUUUGGUAGGAAAGAGACUGAAUCUCCCAACCUUAAGUUGAACAUUUUUACAUUUUAGCGUUUAUCUUUGGAAGUAGUCUGUUAUUAACAUGUUUUGUCAAAUAGAAAAAAUGCACUGUGUCUAAUUUUAUUUUGUUAAAUAAUUAUUUGAAAAACUCCAAAUGACUCAUUUAUCACAUCAACCUAUUUCUCCUAUUGUCUUCCAGUAGAACAUUGCUUGGUAAAACUAAGCAUAAUCAAAUUAGAAUCCAUAAUGAUUCUAACUUGCUUUUUGAAGUAACACAAGAAUUCAGAAUUUUGAAUGUCUCAGAACAGAUUUUGCAGUUUUUCAUCUUAUUGAUAUUUUUGCCAGGCCUUAUCUGUUUUCAUAGGUUUGAUGUCUAUGCCAUGGGGCAUUUUGUCCUCUGAAGAUCAGGAUGUUCUAUGCCUUUAUCAUUCUUUUAAGGGCUGAAUUUUUUUUUAACUAGUUUGUCAGGAUUACUUAUUUCCUAUGAAAAAUAAGGUUUGGGUGAUCAUAAUUUAGUUUUUUUUUUUUAUUGCUUUGUUAGUAUCUUUUAUUGUUUUCUUACUGUGAAGAGAUACAGACUGCAUCACUUGAACUCUAAGCUUGGCUAAUGUGGGCCAAUUAUUUCAUUGUUGCAGGGAGUGAGUACAUUUGAGAAAUUAAAAUGUCAAAAUCAGAGCUCUAGAUUUCAUAUUUGUAAAAGUUGUGCCUUAUAUUGGAUAUUGUAAUAGACUUUAUUGCUUAUCAUGUUGGA